AGCUAUGUCCAGUACUCUGGUAAUUCCUACUUGGAGUUUGAGGGCAUAGACCUUGGUGCCAACAACAACAUCACUGUGAGGUUUCAGACCCAGGAGGCCCAGGGGACCAUCCUGUACGUGGACCAAGGAGCAGUGACCAGGGGCUUCUUUUUCAUGAAACUCUUCAUCCAGGAGGGAAUGCUACAGUAUGUCUUCUCCUGUAACCGAGAGGAAGGUAUCAGAAGGAUCAAUACCUCCAUCCGUGUUGACGACGGCAAUCCAUACAUCGUCUACGUCAGACAACACCUGGCGCCAUGCGAAGCGGAGGUGGUCGUGUCUGGGUAUGAGAGAGUCAGAAGCCAGCCCAGCAACUACUGGUCAGGACUCACCACACAGAGAACAAGCCAUAUGUUUAUAGGAGGCUUGCCUCGUCGAUACCUGCCAUAUCAGGGAGCCCAACCCUUCUCCAACUACACCGGCUGCAUUGAAAUAAUUGAAAUGAAUAAGCUGCGGGGAUUCUACACAUCCAGUGCCGUUGCCGGCAGCAACGUAGACAACUGCAGGUCUCGACGGGCCCCACCAGGUACCCCAGAUGCCUUCACAAGGAGUCCAUAUGAUUGGACCACCAGAUCCACCACUACCACUCCCAGAGUCAACACAUCUGUAUGGGCCACCCAAUCUGCCACCACUCUGAGAGGUCAAGGUUCAGCAGGAGCCAACACUUCUGUAUGGACCCAGCCACCACCAUCCCGACCGCCACCAGUUCCUACACGCCCCUGGCAACCGGCUCCUACCCGUCCCUGGCAACCGGCUCCUACCCGCCCCUGGCAACCGGCUCCUACCCGUCCCUGGCAACCGGCUCCUACCCGUCCCUGGCAACCGGCUCCUACCCGUCCCUGGCAACCAAGUCCAGUUCCUACCCGUCCCAGGCAACCAACUCCUACCCGGCCACCAUCAGUCUCUACCCAUCCCUGGCAACCAGCUCCCACCCGUCCCUGGAAACCAGGUCAUGCCCAGCCCCCAUCAGUCCCUACCCAUCCCUGGCAACCAGCUCCCACCCGUCCAUGGCAACCAGUUCCUGCCCAGCCCACGCAACCAGCGCCUACCCGGCCCUGGCAAACAGCCACUACCCGGCCUCGGCCACCACUGCCAGCUCCUACCCGGCCCUGGCAAACAGCCACUACCCGGCCUCGGCCACCACUGCCAGCUCCUACCCGGCCCUGGCAAACAGCCACUACCCGGCCUCGGCCACCACUGCCAGCUCCUACCCGGCCCUGGCAAACAGCCACUACCCGGCCUCGGCCACCACUGCCAGCUCCUACUCGUCCCUGGCAACCAGCUCCUACCCAUUCCCCACCACCAGCCCCUACCCAGCCACCAACAGCUCCCACCCAGCCACCACCACCACCAGUCUGCCAUGCUGCCCUCUGUCUUAACGGUGGGACCUGCCAUGAGCUGCAGAGGCCCAGCGGAGCUCUGUCCUUCUAUUGCGACUGCCCCCUACACUUCACUGGACGCUUCUGUGAGA
Salmo salar (Atlantic salmon) is the source of this 1507-nucleotide messenger RNA. The record is from RefSeq and is a predicted model, not a curated record. NCBI's taxonomy places the organism in Eukaryota, Metazoa, Chordata, Actinopteri, Salmoniformes, Salmonidae.